AUGCCUACCAUAGCCGAGGACCUACUCGGAGCCCUGUUGAUUGAGGUUUCUCUGGCUGCUGUGCUGUACGGGAUCACGACUACACAGUCCUAUUUUUACUACUUCGCUUGCCGCGAUGAUGAUAAGCUGAUUCGAUGGGCUGUUCUGUUCAUUUGGAUCGUCGAAACGGUGCAUACGGCGCUCUGCGUGCACAUGAUGUACCACUAUUUAAUCAGUAACUAUGGAAGUUUAGAAACAGCUAAUCGCAUCGUUUGGAGUGCUGGUGCUACUGUGAUCACCGAGGUGUCUAUAUCUGCGACUGUUCAAACUUUCUUUGUCCGUCGCAUCUGGAUCUUGAGCCACAAGUCCAGGCUCAUAACCUCCCUUCCGGCGGUUCUCUUGUUCAUUCGCAUUGCAUUUGGAUACGCCUCCGCCGCUCUCACAUGGAAACACGCUAGCUGGACUGCGUUCCGCUACAAUAGGGGAUCAUUUAUCACAGUUACAUGUAGCCUUAGCCUCGCAACGGCUGUGGACUUCACGAUCGCAGUCAUUCUCAUAUACUACCUUCAGAACAGUCGGUCAGGCUUUCGAGGGACUCAUCCGACCAUCCGAUCAUUGCAGGCUUACAUCAUUAACUCCGGGGCUAUAACGAUGGUGAUCUCUCUCACCAUCGUGCUCACGUACGUGUUCUUGAAGAACAACCUCUUAUACGCGGGAUUGCUUGAGAUGCAGGGCAAACUAUACGCAAACACCUUACUCGCAAUGCUCAACACGCGAGAAACGGGGAACCGUUCGACCAAAGCUUCCUCCGCGGACGAUGGUCCUAACGCGCUGGAACUCGCGUCACGGCGUCCUCAUGCACAAAUUGGUUCACGCCAUAUUGAGAUCUUCCAGCACGUCACCCGCGACGUCGAUGCCGUUCCACCAUCGGAAGAGGCCAUCAAGACUAUUGGCGACAUGGAUAGUGCAACGGACGAGUAUUCUGCGACCAACAAGUCGCAGACACUUAUUUGA
Messenger RNA from Sparassis crispa, 993 nucleotides. RefSeq lists its product as hypothetical. The transcript is spliced from 19 exons. Lineage: Eukaryota; Fungi; Basidiomycota; Agaricomycetes; Polyporales; Sparassidaceae. The coding region runs from base 1 to 993 and encodes 330 amino acids. The record is from RefSeq and is a predicted model, not a curated record.